Messenger RNA from Abrus precatorius (Indian licorice), 1144 nucleotides. Its product is annotated as protein FATTY ACID EXPORT 2, chloroplastic. Gene Ontology annotation, cellular component: membrane. NCBI's taxonomy places the organism in Eukaryota, Viridiplantae, Streptophyta, Magnoliopsida, Fabales, Fabaceae. The transcript has 3 exons. The record is from RefSeq and is a predicted model, not a curated record. Bases 51 to 737 code for a protein of 228 amino acids.
AGGCGUUGAAGAAUCUUCUGGAAUCAAAGGUAAAACAAAGGAGAACGUCAAUGGCAGAAGGAGGUGUGGCUUGUUUGGGUGUUUCAGGUUCAACAUUCUCUCUCAGGCCCACAACCAUUUCUCGAUCCCCCACUCCCACUCCCACCAUUUCCUUCUUUCCCUUUCAUUCCCCUUCUUUCCGUUACCUCACCCAUUCCAACCGACACUUCUACGCCGCCGUUUCUUCCGACUCCAAGGUCACUUCCCUUGACCUAAGUCAAACUGAUUUCGACAAUUCUGGUGGCGGAGUCGACGGCAACGGCAAAGACUUUGGUGGUGGAGGUGGAGGCGGCGGCGGCGGCGGCGGCGGCGGCGGAGGUGAUAAUAGCAACAAGGGCGACGAAGGAUCGGACGGAGAUAAGAGGAAGAUGGCUAUGUUAAUGUCUCAGAAGUUCACCCUAGCUUACGCUGCCCUCGUUGGAGCGGGUGGUGUGAUGGGUUAUCUGAAGAGCGGGAGCCAGAAAUCACUUUUGGCUGGGGGCUUGUCUGCUUCACUGUUGUUUUAUGUUUAUACUGAGUUACCUGGUAGGCCUGUUUUUGCAUCAUCCCUGGGCCUUGGCAUAUCAGCUGCACUUCUUGGUGUGAUGGGUUCUCGUUUCAAGAAAUCAGGGAAGGUCUUUCCAGCAGGUGUUGUGUCACUUUUGUCGCUCAUAAUGACUGGUGGUUACUUGCAUGGAAUUAUGCGUAGUUCGCACUAGAUAGAAUGUAAAUAACGAAGGUGAGAUUGUAGGAUAUCUUGCAAACUUCGUUGAAUACUAUCUUUCGUUAUGAAGCUUGCGUUUGUCCUGGAGAUUGAACUAGACAUACGGUGGUUAUGUUGGUCAUACAUGUAGGCCUUUGUUGUGAAAUAAGACGUUGGAUGUUGAAUUUGAACUUGCGUUUGGCUACAUCAUGUGAUGUGUAGGCAACUGUUUAAGGGCAUUAUUGUUAUUCAUGUCAACCGCUAUCAUAUGCACUUUUUUGUCCCAGUUGCAUUCGAAACUCCCCAAGUUCUUAAUUUUUCAACGGUUACAAAUGGAGUGAUAGAGAAAGUAAUAAGAGAAACCAGGACCCAAAAAAUUAGAAUCGGUCCAACUCACUUCUUUUAUCUAAUUUUUUGGUUUAU